CUCGGCAAAAGCUACACUCUCCCCAGCCCACCAUGGCGGAUGAAAUUGAUUUCACGACUGGAGACGCCGGGGCGUCCAGCACUUACCCUAUGCAGUGCUCGGCCCUGCGCAAAAACGGCUUCGUGGUGCUCAAAGGACGACCAUGCAAAAUAGUGGAGAUGUCAACUUCCAAAACUGGAAAGCAUGGCCAUGCCAAGGUUCACCUUGUUGGAAUUGAUAUUUUCACCGGCAAAAAGUAUGAAGAUAUUUGCCCUUCUACUCACAACAUGGACGUUCCAAAUAUUAAAAGAAACGAUUAUCAACUGAUAUGCAUUCAGGAUGGUUACCUUUCCCUGCUGACAGAAACUGGUGAAGUACGUGAAGAUCUUAAGUUGCCAGAAGGUGAACUAGGCAAAGAAAUAGAAGGAAAAUACAAUGCAGGUGAAGAUGUACAGGUGUCUGUCAUGUGUGCAAUGAGUGAAGAGUAUGCUGUAGCCAUAAAGCCCGGCAAAUAAGUGGAAUCAUCAGCCUGAGCAGACAGGUCUGGAUCCACGGCAGAUCUAAAGUUUGCUUCUGAGUUGUCACCAAAGCUAUGGCCUUCAUCAGCAGCUCGUUUCCUUUUCAUUGUUUUGAAAUUGUGCUGGGUUAGUUUUGCAAGGGAAUUGGCAAUUUAACAAAAGAAUCAAGAUGUAUCAUUUUUUUGUUUUUGAUUUUAAUUUCGUUAGCAUUCCUGUGCUUUCCAGUGUGGGUCCAAGAAAGAAUAAGGUCGCUUUACCAGAUGUGCUUCCUCUGAGCGAGUCAUUCCUGAGUUUUGUUAAAUGAUAAAUAAACCGGGGUUUAAAUCCAACAAUGUAGCAUCUGUGGGUCGCGACCCCUUUGGGGGGGUCGAAAGACCCUUCCACAGGGGUCGCCUAAGACCAUCGGAAAACAUGAG
Molecule: messenger RNA, 913 nt
Organism: Echinops telfairi (small Madagascar hedgehog)
Lineage: Eukaryota; Metazoa; Chordata; Mammalia; Afrosoricida; Tenrecidae
Gene: EIF5A2
Product: eukaryotic translation initiation factor 5A2
Exons: 4
Coding region: 33-494 (153 amino acids)
Biological process (GO): positive regulation of translational termination; positive regulation of translational elongation
Molecular function (GO): RNA binding; translation elongation factor activity; ribosome binding
Source: RefSeq, a predicted model, not a curated record